Molecule: messenger RNA, 1350 nt
Organism: Penicillium mononematosum
Lineage: Eukaryota; Fungi; Ascomycota; Eurotiomycetes; Eurotiales; Aspergillaceae
Product: MCT family MFS transporter
Exons: 1
Coding region: 1-1350 (449 amino acids)
Biological process (GO): transmembrane transport
Molecular function (GO): transmembrane transporter activity
Source: RefSeq, a predicted model, not a curated record
AUGGGAGCACCACCCAGGCAUGGGCCGUCAGUUUUCUGUCGACUCCCUUGGAUCGGUUCCAAAGAUUCCACCUUGAUCGCUUCAAAAAACGAAUCUCCAACACAAACAGUCGAGGAUGCAGAAGAGUCCGGGCAAGAAUCCUCGACAAUCGCCUCUGAGACCGAUGCUCCUCCCGAUGGCGGUUACGGAUGGGUAUGCGCCGUGGCCGCUGCCGUUGUGAACGCACAUUCGUGGGGCUUCAAUUCCGCAUAUGCUGUUUUUCUGGCAUACUAUCUCAAGCAUGGGACCUUUGAGAGCGGAACGAAACUACAAUAUGCCUUUGUAGGCUCCCUGAGCCUGACUACCAUGUUCACAAUCUCUCCCCUCGCGACCAUUUCCACGCAAAGGUAUGGUGUUCGAAAGACUAUGUUUGCAGGUGUCAUUUGCGAAACAGCGAGUCUCAUAUGUGCCAGCUUCGCCAAACAAAUCUGGCAUCUCUUUCUUACCCAAGGCAUUCUCUUCGGAUUGGGAAUGGGUUUGCUAUUCAUUCCUGUCGCAUCGGUGGUCCCACAAUGGUUUACAUCUAAACGAUCACUUGCCAGUGGUAUUUCCCUAUCAGGCGCUGGCCUUGGCGGUCUUAUCUACUCCCUAGUGGCGUCAGCCAUGAUUCACAAUAUCGGUCUCAGCUGGGCGUUCAGAGUACUCGGUCUUCUGGCGUUCUCGGUUAAUACCAUUUGUGUGCUCUUGAUCAGAGAUCGGAACAAGCCAGACAAAACCAAGAAAAUAACGAUGGAUAUCGCUAUCCUCAAAUCUCGGGACUUCGAUCUUUUGAUCGGAUUCAGCUUCUUCACUAUACUGGGCUAUUUCAUCUUGAUUUACAGCUUGGCUGACUACGGCCAACGGAUUGGCCUCUCCUCCUCCCAAGCCUCACUGGUCAGUGGCAUACUCAAUCUCGGCCAGGCUAUCGGCCGGCCUCUCAUUGGUUACUUCAGUGACAGCGUCGGUCGUAUCAACAUCGCCGGCAUUACAACCUUUAUUGCUGGCGUUCUUAGCCUGGCAGUCUGGGUGAACUCGGAGAGCUACGGACUUUUGAUGUUCUAUGCGAUUGCCGAAGGCCUUGUGGCGGGAAACAUCUGGGCAACGAUAGCACCUUUAGUUGCAGAAAUCGUUGGUGUGGAAAGAGUCGCUCAUGGGAUGAAUCUUGUUUGGUUGAGUAUUAUUGUGCCAUCAACUUUCUCCGAGCCAAUUGCCCUGGCGUUGACCAAUGCAACGGGUAAAUACCUGGGUGCACAGCUGUUCGCUGGGUUUAUGUACAUCGCCGCGUCGGUGUUUUUGGCCAUUCUCUGGUUCCUGAGAAGAAAAGAACUUUGA